Molecule: messenger RNA, 861 nt
Organism: Danaus chrysippus (African queen)
Lineage: Eukaryota; Metazoa; Arthropoda; Insecta; Lepidoptera; Nymphalidae
Source: the annotation of a GenBank genome assembly
AUGCAGAACGAGUGGUUAGACAUAGGAGAUUUUUGCAUCCCAUUAGCAUUAAAAUGGCGCACUUUAAUUUAUGAUUGGUCGCCAGCAUUGCUAAAAUUCUAUCUCAAUGCGUUCCAGAUGACUCUCCCAGAUCAGAGUAAUUUAGUAAGAUGGGGUAAAAGUACCGAAAAAACUUGCUAUAUCUGUGGAAAGGCAGUUGGAACUGCUAAGCAUCUGCUGGUGGGAUGUAGGGUACUCCUUGACAGCGGUCAAUACUCGCGUCGUCACGAUAGGGUUCUAGAAGUCAUACGUGAAGCGGUUAGUCUUUCGGUAGCCAGAGCGCAAAAGGGAAUAACCACAAACGAACGAUCAGUAGGUUUUGUGAGAGAAGGCACUAGGGCUACAAAAUCAAACGUCAAGCCUUACUCCAUCCUUAAAGCGGCGUCGGAUUGGACUAUAAUGAUGGACACGUAUGAAAAACAAUAUAAAAUAACCGAGGAUAUUUGUGCGUCGGCCUCCAGACCGGAUAUAUUUUUGUUUUCGCGAAUUUUAAAGCGCGUAGUGAUGAUAGAGCUUACGGUCCCUUGGGAAACCAACAUCCCCAAAGACCAUACCAUCAAGGUCAACAAAUAUUACGAGCUCACAAACGAACUCACUCGAAAUAGGUUCGUAGUAGAUUUGUACGCGGUAGAGGUGGGAGCGAGAGGUAUAACAGCGAAAUCUCUCUAUAACCUACUAAAGGACUUGGGCUUGUCCAGAACUCACAUUAAUGCAUUCUUGGAACGUACAUCGAAGGCAGCCCUAGUAGGUUCUUUUCAAAUUUGGUUAGGUAGGGAGAGGAGCUUGGACAGUGGAGGUGAGCGUAUAACGCGCGUUAGUUAA